Messenger RNA from Eurytemora carolleeae, 492 nucleotides. Its product is annotated as sensory neuron membrane protein 2. Gene Ontology annotation, cellular component: cytoplasm; membrane. NCBI's taxonomy places the organism in Eukaryota, Metazoa, Arthropoda, Copepoda, Calanoida, Temoridae. The record is from RefSeq and is a predicted model, not a curated record. The transcript is spliced from 6 exons. The coding region runs from base 25 to 492 and encodes 155 amino acids. Gene Ontology annotation, molecular function: scavenger receptor activity.
AUUAUCCCUGUAUUCUAUUUUUAGAUGGGAUUAUCCCUGUAUUCUAUUUUUAGAUGGGAUGAUCCCUGUAUUAAGAGAACAGAGGAUCCAAAUGUUCUGGACAUCAAAGAAUGCCAGAUUACAACCUGUCAUGAUGGAGUACAAGAUAUUUCCAACUGCAUGAUGUCCCCUGUUAAAAUGAGCUCUCCUCACUUCUACUUAGCUGAAGCACAGCUUGAAAACUUUGAAUCUGGAUUGACCCCUGAUGCUGACCUGCACAUGACCAUCCUGGACAUAGAACCUAUUACUGGGAUGACCGUUAGCGCACAUAAGAGAAUUCAGGUGAAUAUGCCUAUUACUCCUACAGGAAUUCCUAAUAUUAUUUUCCUGGAAAAUAUAAUUCCUGUCCCAGCUUUUCCUGUUCUUUGGUUGGAUGAGGGAGCAGAUAUUGAUCAGGUUAAAAAAUAUUUUAAAUUUUCAAUUAUUGGUUACCAUCUUAGUCUCACUGUUUAG